Prosopis cineraria is the source of this 884-nucleotide messenger RNA. RefSeq lists its product as uncharacterized. The transcript has a single exon. The coding region runs from base 163 to 369 and encodes 68 amino acids. Lineage: Eukaryota; Viridiplantae; Streptophyta; Magnoliopsida; Fabales; Fabaceae. The record is from RefSeq and is a predicted model, not a curated record.
GAUAUAAGCGGCAACUUGACGUUCGACAAGCCCCCGGUUUUAGCCCCCACCGAAAUAUAUACUCCCUCCGUAUAUAUACAUGCGUGUGUGUGUAUCAGUAUAUAUACGUACUCUGUAUAGACAACUCUAAACCCCUAUCAAAUAAUCGUGUUCAGAGAAAGAAUGGUCUGCUUCUGUUUCCUGGUGGACCAAACAAGGCAAGUGCAGAGGAGCAAGCCCGCCGCCGGGAUUUGUUCGCGAUGCGGCGGCGGAGCGAGCGUGGCAGAUAUGAAGACGGCCACUAGAUUCUGUCACGUCCCUUUUUAUUGGAAAUCUUGGAGAGCCAUCGUUUGCACUUUUUGUGGAUCCAUUCUUCGUUCUUACCGUUAGUCAUGUCAUCCCUCUCUCAGCAUACCUUCUUCGCGUCCACCACCAUGUCUCCGUUCCCAGCUUUCUUUAUCCAUAUUAUUUCAUCUCUUCACCUUUGAAAGAUUUAGAGAUAUUCUUUCUUCUCAAGUUUGUCAGAGAAGUUCCCUCUCUGAUUUUUUUGAGACAACCAGAGAGAGUCCAGGACAGAACAGAAAGCAGCAUCAAAAGCUAUUAUAACGGACGUCAUCUCUGGAGGGUCUAUUGCUUGUUGUAUCAAUCCCGCCAUAUUCAUCCAUCUCAUGCAGCGCCAAGGCCAAAGGGGUCGUUGCCUUUUCCUACGACUGGAAGAAAGAUUGUGCCUUCUUUGAGCCCUGUCUCAGUAAGCAGGGAGGCUCUUUUAUUUUCCCUCCAUUUUGAAACCUUUUUUCUCUCUUGAAUGGGAAAUUAGGUAUUAGGCUGAUCUAGUAGAGCUGUAUUUGAGAUCUGGACUUUAUUUUUAACUUGACUGAAUCAACGUUGUUUCAGUUCGUUUUGAA